AUGUCAGCAAAUUUACCGGAUGCCGAUCAAAUCAUACUUGAACCGUUACUCAGUCCAUUAUUUCCCAAAGCAACCGAAAUACUUUUUUAUACAGGUAACACAUUAGCAUCACUUAAGUUAAUGAAAAAAACCAAUAAAACUAUAACUGAAGAGAUUAUUGAAUAUAUUUCAACGGUAUUACAAACAAUGAGACUAGAGAUGGAUGAAAAACAAUUUCAAAAUGAAACAUAUGUUAAAUUUCUUCCAAUAUCUGAUGAAACACCAAUAACAAAUAAUUAUAGUACUGCAGGUUCUGAUACUGAACAAUUAACACGAGAGGAUUUAAAAUUCUCCGUUAAAAUAUUUCUUCGUUCACUAGACCCGGAAGUAUUAUCACAUACAAUUGAUACAGGUUUUGUUUAUAUUUCAAUAAAAAGAGGAAUUUUAAAUGAAUUAAAAGAAAACUAUUUAGAAAGUAUUAUGAUAUCAUUAUCAAAUUUUGGUGUACAAAUAACAUUAAAUGAUUUUUUACCAUUAUGGCGUGUUAUUGAAGAUUAUAUAGAUAAAAAAAAAAUUUUAUCAGCUGGUGUUUGUGAUUUUAUGCUUCCAUUAUUAUCUGAUUUAUAUGAUGCUUGUAAACAUAAACCAUAUGCAAAUCAAAUUAAUUUAGGUGUUUGUUGUUCAAUUCCUGAAGAACUAAAUAAAUAUGUUAAAGAACAUAAUAUACAACUUUUAACACAUAGUGAUCCGAUUGAGGUUAUCAAUGAAACGGAUUUUCAAGAAGUUAUACGAAAAUAUUGUCAUGAAUAUGAUUCAAUAAAUUGGAAACCAUUAUCUAUUGUUCGUUAUAAUUCCGUUAUUACUAAUCGAGGUAUUAUUAAAACAAAAGGAUUUUUUAUAUAUGCUAAACGAGAACUACGCAUGAAUUAA
Rotaria sp. Silwood1 is the source of this 909-nucleotide messenger RNA. The record is from the annotation of a GenBank genome assembly. Lineage: Eukaryota; Metazoa; Rotifera; Eurotatoria; Philodinida; Philodinidae.